AUGGCAGAUUUAAGGGAAUUAUUUUCAAAAGUAAAAAAUGAUGUAAAAUCUACUAGAGUCGGAGAAAAACAACAAUUGAUUGAAUCAUCAGCAGCAAAUGUUCCUCAAACUGUACAAUCACAAACAUGUAGUCGUACUACAGAUAGUGUUCGUCGUCAAGCUCAACGUGAACUCGAACAAGAAAAAGCACUUAAAGAUGAAUAUCAAAAAAAAUUAUUUGCAGAUAUUUUCGAUAAUAUUAUUUCUAAUCCAAACGAAGAUAAAUAUCGUCGAAUUCGUUUACAAAAUAAUAUUUCUCUUGAAAAAGCUUUUCCAUUAAAAUAUAUCGCAGAAUUAUUUCAAACUAGUGGCUUUAGAUCAUUGAAUGAUAAUGAUUCAAUAAUUUAUCAAGAAUGUUCUAUUGAACGAUUACCCUUAGCACGUGAUACGUUAAUAAAUAGUAAGCCAAUAAAAAUACAACUUGAUAAAAAUUUAAAAAUAUUUCAACCAACUACAGAACGAUCAUCUAUACCUCCUAUACAACUUUUACCAUAA
Messenger RNA from Rotaria sp. Silwood2, 534 nucleotides. The record is from the annotation of a GenBank genome assembly. Lineage: Eukaryota; Metazoa; Rotifera; Eurotatoria; Philodinida; Philodinidae.